ACCGAUGCUGCGAAAAACGAUACACAUACCAAAGGUGCGAUUGGCGACUGGACGGUGACGGAAGAGAAUUGGGGAGGAAAGACCGGCGUCGCGUUCGACCUUGAUUCGCGGCGAUGGAAGCUGGUGCCGGCCCGCGACGACGACGACGACCAGAACGACGACGACGACAGCGACAAGGACAAAUCAACUGCCCAUACACCGCCAUGCCCAUCUUCUACCUCGAUAUCCCUUUCCGACACUUCGCUCAGUAAUUCAGGCCACAGCAAGAGCAAGGACAAUGACGCCACAGAUUGGACUGCGCAAAUACCUGACAGCGAGCACAACCGCUUCCUGAUCAACACACGCUGGGACAGGACAGCCCUUGGCCCAAUGAAGUCAUGGCCAUUGGUCCUCCAGCUCAUGGUACUCAAGAUGCUCGGUGAUCCUCGACCCGCCAAUCUAUACUGGGGUCAAGAUCGCAUUGCAAUCUACAAUGAGUCGUUCUCCAUCAUGGCCCAUAGCCGGCAUCCUGCCAUGAUGGGCUCUACUGCAGAAGAAGCCAUGCCCGCUACUUGGCCAUUUCUGCGUCUCAUGAUGCAGCAGGUACAGGACACGAAGAUAGCUUUUCACGCCCCCGAGUUCGAGAUGGAAGUACACAAGGAGAGCGGCUUCCUCGAAGAGGCUUGGUAUGAUGGCGUCUUCUCGCCCAUCGUCAACGGCGACGGCUCCUUCCAAGGUUUGUACAGCUCUGGCUACGAGAUCACAACUGCCGUCCUCAUGGCUCGAUACUCUCGUUUAAUUCACCAGAUCGCCGCCGUACCGGACUUCCGCCAAAUAAAUGCUUGGGCUCACAUCGUCGAGAGUUGUCGAUCUUUUGAGAGGGAUGUUCCAAUGCUUCUUGUGUAUGUGGCUGAAGUCGCGCCGACACAACGAUCUGAUCAUUGCACUCUGCAACUCAAGGGUUCACUUGGCAUCAACCACGAGCAUGAGCAGACACUGCGCAUUCUCAAUCUCGACGAUUCAACUCAUCCACUUGCACCUGCUUUCAGAUCCAGCAAAGUGCUUGGCCAUCCCAUCGUGCUUGACACAUCUAGCCAAUUCCUGAGGCAAUUCCGACAAGAUGUCGAAUGGCGAGGUUGGCCAGAACCAUCGUCACUCGUCAUCGUCAUGCCUAUACUUAUCAGCGGGCUUAUCUCUGGGUUCAUGGUCAUGGGUCUGAAUCCUCGGAGACCUUACGAUGAUGAUCUGAAACAANNUUGGGGAACAACAACUUCCCUCGUCUCCUCAAGCGUCAACUUUGAGCAAGCACGAGAGCGAGAGAUGGUUCUGACCAGGAAGCUCACGCAGCGAGAGCGAUUCAUUCGCAAGGUGGCGGAGAUGACCAACGUCGGCAUUUAUUCUUCGUCGUCUGCUGGCAUUCUUACGUAUGCCAAUCCAAAGUAUCACGAUAUUGUCGAUCACACCCCCGAAACUGGAGACGGCCAAGCUGUCGGUCUCGAGAUAUUCGUCUUGGAAGAGGAUCAGGAAAAGAUUACAAACGCGAUCGAGGAAUGCAAAUCUGGACGUACCAACAUCAGUAUCAGCGUUCGCUUGAAACGCAAGUGGACGCCGCCAGGCUCAUCUACGGAACAACACUACUGGGUGUUGAAUUCUAUCGUUCCGGAUGUUGAGGAUGGCAAGAUGCUAGGCGUCAUCGGAUCGUUGGCUGAUAUCAGGCACACGAUGUGGGCUUUGCAGCUACAGAAGGACUCGACUGAGGCAGCUCUCGAAUCGAAGAAACACCUUGAACGAUUUAUAAUGCGAAACCCUCUAGGUGCAACAAUGCAGUGCGCUGAGGACAUCCUUCGAGUCAUUGAGGAAGAUACGACUUUGUGUAAGAUCGAGGGCUCCCGCAAACUCUUUGACGCGGUACGAGAAAACGCAAAGACUAUCGCGUUCUGCUGUGCUCACCAGAAGACCAUCGCGGAUGAUAUUCUCGUGGUAUCAAAGCUUAGCUCAUCGCUUUUGUCACUUUCUUAUGCAGUCUGCCAACCUGAAUCUGUGGCAGGGCAGGUUGUCCGCAUGUUUCAAGCCGAAGCCGCGAACGCCGACAUCAACCUUAGUCUCGAGGUCCACCAAUCUUACGCAAUCAAUCGGGCUCUGUGCGACGCUUCGAGGAUUCGACAGAUAUUGAUUAAUCUGGUCAGCAAUGCGAUAAAAUUCACAAAGGGCAGGAGCAAACGACAAAUCCAAGUCGUUGUCGGGUCUAGCGACGUCACACCUCCGAUUCACAUGUCUCAGCUACAAUGGCAACCAAGAGAGUCGCCGGCUCCUGUAUUGAGCGGCGCUAGCAACAUUUUCUUGACUUUCCAGGUGCACGAUACCGGCAAAGGACUUACACCAGAGGAGAUGUCGAGGCUGUUCAAUAGGUUUAGUCAAGCAAGUGCAACGACCAGCGCUACGUACGGCGGUUCAGGAUUAGGACUCUACUUUUCAAUGCAACUAGCAGAACUCCAAGGUGGUCGCAUCGGUCUCUCGAGCAAACCGGAUGAAGGAACUACGGAAGAAGACGAACGAAACAUCAGAAAGAUCUCCGAAAUCAUCGAAAAGCAGACACUGAAUAAGCGCACAAGACCGCUUGACAUCUUGCUGGUAGAAGAUAACAAGAUCAAUGCAAGGGUGUUGAGCAAACAACUUCGAGCCAAGGAACAUCAAGUGUUCAUCGCAAAUCAUGGCGGCGAGGCUCUCGAGUACCUCAAGACCACGAAAUACUGGCGGGGUGGAGAGCGUCCUGGCAAGAAAUUGGAUGUCAUAUUGAUGGACUGGGAGAUGCCUGUUCUNCACGGUAUUGAAUGCACCAAGCAAAUACGGCAAUUUGAAGAGCAGGGUUCAUUAACGGAACAUCUGCCAAUCAUCGUCACUUCUGCAAAUGCGCGACCUGAGCAAAUCGAAGUCGCCUGCUCGGCGGGAGCUUGGCGCAAGUCCUUGAGAAGAUACAACAGA
Messenger RNA from Aureobasidium uvarum, 2961 nucleotides. NCBI's taxonomy places the organism in Eukaryota, Fungi, Ascomycota, Dothideomycetes, Dothideales, Saccotheciaceae. The record is from the annotation of a GenBank genome assembly.